UUCGGUUACUUCUCACUGCUCGAGUAUUCUUCUUUCCUUCUUCAGUCUUCUUCUCUUUGUAGCCUCUGUCUCUCCCCAACCCAACAUGGCAACCGCAGUAAUGUCCGACUCCAAAAAGCUCCCACGACCGGGAAGGGGCGGGUAUCAAGCACAUGGACUGACCGAAGAAGAAGCCCGUGUUCGAGCCAUAGCAGAAAUCGUAAACUCCAUGGUAGAGCUCUCACGAAAGAACCAAACUGUAGACCUAAACGCUAUCAAAUCCGCCGCAUGCCGCAAGUACGGCCUCGCACGAGCACCAAAGCUCGUGGAGAUGAUCGCGGCUCUGCCUGAGUCCGACCGAGAAUCGCUACUUCCUAAGCUCCGUGCCAAGCCAGUUCGUACUGCUUCAGGAAUCGCGGUCGUGGCCGUUAUGUCGAAGCCGCAUCGGUGUCCGCAUAUUGCGACCACGGGAAAUAUUUGUGUUUAUUGUCCCGGUGGACCGGACUCUGAUUUCGAGUACAGCACACAGUCCUAUACUGGUUAUGAACCUACUAGUAUGCGUGCAAUUCGAGCCAGAUAUAAUUCGUAUGUCCAGGCUAGAAGCAGGAUAGAUCAGCUUAAGAGAUUAGGUCACAGCGUAGACAAGGUUGAGUUUAUAUUGAUGGGUGGUACUUUCAUGUCACUGCCAGCAGAUUACCGUGAUUAUUUUAUAAGGAAUCUUCAUGAUGCGCUGUCUGGACACACUUCCGCCAAUGUUGAAGAGGCAGUUGCCUACUCUGAGCAUGGUGCAGUCAAGUGUAUUGGCAUGACUAUUGAAACGAGACCAGAUUAUUGUCUUGGACCUCAUCUGCGUCAAAUGCUUUCUUAUGGUUGUACACGACUGGAGAUUGGAGUGCAAAGCACAUAUGAGGAUGUUGCUCGGGAUACAAAUAGAGGACACACAGUGGCUGCUGUUGCUGAUUGUUUUUGCUUGGCAAAAGAUGCGGGUUUCAAGGUUGUUGCUCAUAUGAUGCCUGAUCUUCCAAAUGUUGGGGUUGAGAGGGACAUGGAAAGUUUUCGAGAAUUCUUUGAAAGUCCUUCAUUUAGAGCCGAUGGACUCAAAAUUUAUCCUACACUUGUAAUUCGUGGAACUGGGCUUUAUGAACUCUGGAAAACUGGCAGAUAUAGAAACUACCCACCUGAACAACUUGUGGAUAUUGUAGCACGGAUUCUAGCUAUGGUACCCCCUUGGACACGUGUUUAUAGAGUUCAACGGGAUAUUCCCAUGCCUUUGGUUACAUCUGGAGUUGAGAAAGGAAAUCUUAGGGAGCUAGCUUUAGCCCGAAUGGAUGACUUGGGCUUGAAAUGCCGUGAUGUUCGCACACGUGAGGCUGGAAUCCAGGACAUUCAUCAUAAAAUUAGGCCAGAAGAAGUUGAGCUUGUUCGCCGAGAUUAUACAGCUAAUGAAGGUUGGGAGACAUUUCUUUCAUAUGAGGAUACACGGCAGGAUAUUCUUGUGGGUUUGUUGCGCUUGCGGAAAUGUGGUCGGAACGUUACCUGCCCUGAGCUCAUGGGGAAGUGCUCUAUUGUUCGUGAGCUCCAUGUUUAUGGAACUGCAGUUCCUGUUCAUGGCCGUGAUGCAGACAAAUUGCAACACCAGGGUUAUGGGACGCUAUUAAUGGAAGAGGCAGAGAGGAUUGCACGCUGUGAGCAUAGAUCAACUAAGAUAGCUGUCAUUUCAGGCGUUGGAACCCGUCACUACUAUAGGAAAUUGGGUUAUGGGCUUGAAGGCCCUUACAUGGUUAAAUGUCUUGCCUGACAUUAACGAGACUAGUGUAUGAUAUACAAAAAUUUUGUAAUUUAUCUUUUGCAGUGGUGAAAGCAUUCUAAGAUUUAAUUUAUUGAUUUGUUUGUUCUCUGUUUCUAAUAAGAAAAGAUAAAUUAUCAAUUUA
Messenger RNA from Ricinus communis (castor bean), 1910 nucleotides. RefSeq names its product elongator complex protein 3. Bases 86 to 1777 code for a protein of 563 amino acids. Gene Ontology annotation, biological process: tRNA wobble base 5-methoxycarbonylmethyl-2-thiouridinylation. The record is from RefSeq and is a predicted model, not a curated record. Gene Ontology annotation, cellular component: nucleus; cytoplasm; elongator holoenzyme complex. Lineage: Eukaryota; Viridiplantae; Streptophyta; Magnoliopsida; Malpighiales; Euphorbiaceae. The transcript is spliced from 9 exons. Gene Ontology annotation, molecular function: iron-sulfur cluster binding; acyltransferase activity, transferring groups other than amino-acyl groups.